Alosa alosa (allis shad) is the source of this 3404-nucleotide messenger RNA. It is a transcript of the gene rab9b, whose product is annotated as RAB9B, member RAS oncogene family. Bases 136 to 747 code for a protein of 203 amino acids. Lineage: Eukaryota; Metazoa; Chordata; Actinopteri; Clupeiformes; Clupeidae. Gene Ontology annotation, cellular component: lysosome; late endosome; phagocytic vesicle. Gene Ontology annotation, biological process: retrograde transport, endosome to Golgi; Rab protein signal transduction. The transcript is spliced from 2 exons. Gene Ontology annotation, molecular function: GTP binding; GTPase activity. The record is from RefSeq and is a predicted model, not a curated record.
GGGAGGGCGCAUCCCUUGCAAGUUCAAUAGCAUAUUAAAUCACAGUGGUGAGCUGUGCAAGCAAGGAUUCAUUAUAUCAUGGUACAGAAUGAGGUUACCAUAAUCCAUCAGUAAUCAACCAGCCAGUGGGCCAGUAUGAGUGGGAAGAGCCUGCUGCUGAAGGUCAUCUUGCUGGGCGACGGUGGCGUGGGCAAAAGCUCUCUGAUGAACCGCUAUGUGACAGACCGCUUUGACUCCCAGUCCUUCCACACCAUCGGCGUGGAGUUCCUAAACCGUGACCUGGAGGUGGACGGGCGCCUUGUGACACUACAGAUCUGGGACACGGCCGGCCAGGAGCGCUUCAAGAGCCUGCGCACGCCCUUCUACCGCGGCGCUGACUGCUGCCUGCUCACCUUCGCCGUGGACGACCUGCAGAGCUUCCAGAAUCUGGGCUGCUGGAAGAAGGAGUUCAUGUAUUACUCGGACGUGCGCGACCCAGAGCGCUUCCCCUUCGUGGUGCUUGGCAACAAAGUGGACAAGGAGCAGGAGCGCGAGGUCGGGGCAGACGAGGCGCGGGCGUGGUGCGAGGAGAACGGCUGCUACCCCUACUUUGAGACCAGCGCCAAGGACGACACCAACGUGGGCUCGGCCUUUGAGGCAGCCGUGCGAGAGGUCAUCAAAGGCGAGGACCAGAUUGACCAUUCCCUGCUCAGCAGCACCAUUGACCUCCAUGGGAACCGUAAAGCCACCCGCUCUGGCUGCUGUUGAGUCAGCUCCAUCCUAAACUGCUCUGCCUCAGGCCUUGUGCUGUCCUGACCCGUCCUUGCUUGGUUGACCCCUCACCCCCGGCCUAUGUUGUUUCACAGGUACAGGCACAACUGCUAAUAAUAAGAGUGUAAUUGAGACAUGGUACUAUUGUGGCACUAUGGUCCUAGAUGCUGUUCAGUUUACAUUAUACAUUUGCUGCCUGGUACUAAAACACAUUUCAGAAUUCUGAUGGACCCCUGUCGGUAUACCUUAAAGUAUUUCCAAGAGCACAGCUUGCUGCACAUCAGUUUCACAUUUCAAGAUUGUAACCGGUACUUGACAUGCAGUCUCCUCUCCCAGCAGUGUUACAGCUCAUAUUACAGUACUAAACAUGGCGGAAAGACAAACGUACAUCUGCAUAAAACUACUUACUAUUGAGUUCUGUGUCAAACUAAGAAAAGUCAGAGAAGACAUAUUACAUUAUUGUACUAAGUCUAAAGUGUAUGGGUACAAAGGGAAUGUAUGUAUUUUUUUGGAAAGGGAUAGACAUUAGGGCUUCUCUUAUUGCAUGGAUUUUAUACAGGUCUAUGUAACACUGAGUACCUGUCGGUAGCAUCACUUCUUUCAUCCUCUUUUUGUUACAGUGAUCUUAAACUUUUACAGUUUUUUUUAUACUCUCCUUUACUGGGUGGUUUUUGUUACUGACUGCACAACCUGUUCCUUUCUGCAGUGUUGUGUGUGUGUGUGUGUGUGUAUGUGUGUGUGGAUUGGUUCAUAAAACCUGUGAUGCAGGGCAUUUGUCCCAUGUAACAAUGACAACAAAUAGGAUGCCCUACAACAGCUGACUUGUUUUGCUCCUUAAAUUAUUGCAUGGCUUUUAAAAUACCUUUUGAAGUGUUUCUCAAAGUGACAGGAAUUAAUUGCAAGUCCCAUCUCAAGUCUCAACAAAAAAAACGUAUUGAUCACUUAAUCCAUGAGACUUGGUCCAUGUUACACUGAACCAGUGUAGCUGACAUCUGUAUCUCCUCUACUGCUGUCUUGUGCCUUGACAAGGCUGUUUGAGAACAUUCCAGUCUCUGAAUCCAUAACACAAAUCUAGUCUGUACUUGUUACACAAAUCUGUAUGCAAAGUCAGUGGAGCUGAGUGGACGCCCAUGAUCUUUUUGUUGUCUUUUUUUUUAACAAACAAUUCUGUUUUGUUUUGAUUGGUAUCUGAAACUUCAGUGACUUGGCUCUUAUCUGUUCAUCCCCAAGCCAAAAAUGUAUCCGUCCUUUGAUAUGCCUGAUUUACAAGGUAUUGUCUCCACCACUCUGCUGCAUAGUCUGGAAUAGAUUUCCGCAAUCUAGAAUAAUUUAAUUAUUGGGAUAUUAUUGUUUUAUGUUUAAUCUGACAUUUCUAAGUGAAUAAUUGUUUUAUGUGCUCUGUUACAAUGUAGAACCAUAAUAAGUUUUUGCCGCAAUGCCUAUACACUAGGGAUUGUUUUCAUACUUGUUCACAUCUGCAGGACAUCUUUUUAUUUGAUUAGGAUUGUGAUAUGUCCGUUUCAUUGCUCUUCUUUCCCUGCUUCUUUUUGUCUGAAUCUUCAGUGUUGCAAAUGAAAGGUACACUGUGAAUAGGAAACGACAACUCUGUAAAACACUGUGUUACUUCCACUGUAAUAUUGUGGUACUGAAUUAAGCUUAUGGAAAGCAGUUUGUCUGCAUUUGAGUUCAAAAACACACUUAACAGUAUUUAAUGAUUUUGUAUGAUAUGCUCACAGUCUGGUACAAAAUGUUAGCAACAGAAGAGCAGCCGGUGUCAGUAUGAAUGCAAAACUGAUCGGUUGAUUGCGCUUUGAUGUUACUAGUCUUACUGUUUUAUGUGUUACAUUCCCGGGGGCUUGUUAAAUUAAUCCCUCUAGGGGAGUGCUGACUGUCUAUCCAACUUUGUUAAAAUAUUUAAAGCCAGGUGGGCAUCAAUUAAUUAAUAAACCUGCAGCCUGCCUUAUGCUCAGUCAAUACUUGGAUAUGAGUUAUAGCAUGCUGCCUGAAUCGGUACACUCUUACAAGAAAGGUGCCCACAUAAUUCAAUGGCUUUUCCUCAUUGGAAAACCUUGAAGCCCCGAAGGGUUCUCUGGAUAUUACUUUUUGUUUUCAAAAUAGCGUGAAGAGGAUAUUUGUCAUUGAAGUCCUUAUGGGUAUCAAAGUUGGAUCAUAUUUCUGUUUCGAAUCAUUGGUCUGUGCAUUAUGUUUGUUUAUCACUGCACCAGUCAUGAUUUUUUAAGUGAUGCCAAAAUCUGAUUUUCAGAGGGCUAGACUGCAUAGAAUGUAAGCAGUGGCAGUUUGUGCAGACUUGCUAGAGUGUUCUGGCAAGCAGGUGGCUGAUUCGCAUAGCAAUGGGCAUUUAUUCGUAAGUACUGCACUAACUGACACUGGACAAAACCACAGUUUCCUACGACACAGAGUGUUGCACUAGUAGUUGCUUUGAACUGAGAACAAAUUGUUUAAUGGUCCCUGAAAAAAAUGGCUGGAAAGCGCCUCGUGUAUCCAACCCUCAACCUCCAACCUUCGCCAUCUCCGAUCAUCUCUUCAGUUGCACUAAGGAGGUCAGGACUGGCUUUGUUUACAAACCUUACUAAUUUAGUGGUGAAUAUCCAGUGGCAAUGCUAUAAAUAAAUCAUGCAGAAUACCAAACAAAA